UACAAAAAAAAGAUGAAAAAACCGAAAGCGAGUGAUAAAAAGCGGUCUGUGUUUUAGUGUUGGCCUUUCGGCAUUACGUGAUAAUAAAGAAGCGGCAAUCAUUUUUUAAAUUGCGCCAACUUAUGCAAAUGUAAAAGUCGCUUAAGAGCCAAUUUGCCAAAAUAUUUCGCGAGCCAAGAAAAAAUGCCGGCUAAAUGUCCAUAGAUUAACCGCACACUACGCGACGUCUCGGCUUCCCAGAAAACAAAUUCACAUUAUGUGCGACGUUGUUUUGUGAUCAACGCAAAAACAAAAACAAAAGCGAAAGCGAAAAAGAAAUACAAAUUUUUGAGAAUACGCGUAAUAAAAAUAAAUGGUGAAUGGAAAAAACGGACUCUCACGCUUCUUUUGUCUUUUCAACAAAUAGAAAUGUCAACAAAAAUAUUAAUAGGUUGCCUACUGCUAUCAAAUGCCAACAAAAAUAACAUUUUCAACUGCCACCAAUACAAAAUGUCCAACUAAAUGCAAUAAACUCAUGCACUCACCAUGCAACAACAACAAAUGAGUGAACAAAUCAAAUAUAAAUAAAAUAAAUUGACACACAAAUAUAAUACAAACAUCAGAGAAUAGCAAAAACAAUAACGACAGCAGCUGCAACAUGGAUUUCAGCUGGAAGUUCGUCUCUUGCCUCGUUUUAUGGCUUUGUUGCAGUGGCAACAUCAGUCGCGUCAUCGCUCAGCCAUCAUUAACCGAGAAAAUACCGUUAGGUGCCAUCUUCGAACAGGGCACGGAUGAGGUGCAAUCAGCGUUCAAGUAUGCAAUGCUCAAUCAUAAUUUGAACGUCUCCUCGCGACGCUUUGAGCUGCAGGCCUACGUGGAUGUCAUCAACACUGCGGAUGCCUUCAAAUUGUCACGCUUAAUUUGUAAUCAAUUCUCGCGUGGGGUUUACUCGAUGCUCGGCGCCGUCUCGCCCGACUCCUUCGAUACGCUACACUCCUACUCGAAUACGUUUCAGAUGCCCUUUGUGACGCCCUGGUUUCCAGAGAAGGUGCUUACGCCAUCGUCUGGUUUCCUCGACUUUGCGCUCAGCAUGCGCCCGGAUUACCAUCAGGCCAUCAUUGAUACAAUACAAUUUUAUGGCUGGCGCAAAAUAAUUUAUCUCUACGAUUCCCACGAUGGAUUGCUGCGUUUGCAGCAAAUCUACCAGGGACUGAAGCCGGGCAACGAGUCGUUUCAAGUGGAGCUGGUUAAGCGCAUCUCGAAUGUCAGCAUGGCCAUCGAGUUCCUGCACACGUUGGAGCAAAUUGGACGAUUCACCAAGAAGCACAUCGUCCUCGACUGUCCCACGGAAAUGGCCAAGCAAAUACUGAUACAACAUGUGCGGGAUUUACGUUUGGGCCGACGCACCUAUCACUAUCUGCUGAGUGGUCUGGUCAUGGACGAUCGCUGGGAAAGCGAGAUAAUCGAAUUUGGUGCCAUUAACAUUACGGGAUUUCGCAUUGUGGAUACGAAUAGGCGACUGGUGCGCGAAUUCUAUGAUAGCUGGAAACGUUUGGAUCCACAGAUGAGUGUUGGCGCUGGCCGUGAAUCGAUUUCGGCUCAGGCAGCACUCAUGUAUGAUGCGGUCUUCGUCCUGGUCGAGGCAUUUAACAAAAUACUGCGCAAGAAGCCGGAUCAAUUCAGGAACAAUGUACAGCGACGCAGUCAGACUUUGAUGGCAGCUGCCUCAACAUCUGGCGAUGGCUCCAACAGCAACGGCAGCAGCAACAACGAUGCCGGCUUCGGCUCCAACUCUGGGUCGAGUUCCAGCGGUGGCGGUGGCGGUGGCUUCAACAUCGCACCGCGUGCAUUGGACUGUAACACGGCGAAGGGAUGGGUGAAUGCCUGGGAGCAUGGCGAUAAAAUAUCACGUUAUUUGAGAAAGGUGGAAAUCGAGGGCCUCACCGGGGAUAUCAAAUUCAACGAUGAUGGCAGACGAGUCAAUUACACGUUGCACGUUGUCGAGAUGACCGUAAACAGCGCCAUGGUCAAAGUGGCUGAAUGGAAUGAUGUCACCGGACUGCAGCCGCUCAAUGCGAAAUUUGUGCGCUUGCGACCGCAUGUGGAGUUUGAGAAGAAUCGCACGUACAUUGUGACGACGGUGCUCGAGGAGCCGUACAUCAAGGUAAAGAAGCCGGAAUUCGGAGAGCAGUUGCGUGGCAACGACCGCUUCGAGGGCUAUUGCAAGGAUCUGGCCGAUUUACUGUCCAAGCAACUGGGACUCGAUUAUGAACUGCGCCUGGUUAAGGAUGGCAGUUACGGUUCGGAGAAUCCCGCGGUGCAAGGUGGAUGGGAUGGCAUGGUCGGCGAGCUGGUGCGAAAGGAAGCGGAUAUUGCCAUUGCCCCCAUGACGAUUACCGCUGAACGCGAACGUGUCAUCGACUUCAGCAAGCCGUUCAUGUCGCUGGGCAUCUCCAUUAUGAUUAAGAAGCCAGUGAAGCAGACGCCCGGCGUGUUCAGCUUCAUGAAUCCUUUAUCACAGGAAAUUUGGGUGAGUGUCAUCUUCAGCUACAUCGGCGUCAGCAUUGUGCUUUUCUUUGUGUCCCGCUUCUCCCCACAUGAAUGGCGUCUCGUACAACAGCCGUUACAACAAUCACAGCUGCCAGAUCCACAUGCACAUCACGAACAGCUUGCCAAUCAGCAGCCACCCGGCAUCAUUGGUGGCGCCACCGUUCCCCCGCCGCCCGGUCCACCAACUCCGGGGCCACAGACAGCUGCCUGUGCGGCAGCUCUGCAGGCAUCGCUCUCAGCAGGCAGCCUGUCAUCGAGUGCCACAUCCAACUCGGCGGCCGUCAAUGAGUUCAGCAUCUUGAACUCGUUCUGGUAUUCAUUGGCAGCCUUUAUGCAGCAGGGUUGCGAUCUCUCGCCACGAUCGGUGUCGGGUCGCAUUGCGGCUGCCUCGUGGUUCUUCUUCACCCUCAUACUCAUCUCAUCGUACACGGCCAACUUGGCCGCCUUCCUCACCGUCGAGCGCAUGGUGACACCCAUCAAUUCAGCAGAGGAUUUGGCUAUGCAAACCGAGGUGCAAUACGGCACCUUGUUGCACGGUUCCACCUGGGACUUCUUUAGGCGUUCGCCCAUUGGGUUGCACAACAAAAUGUGGGAGUACAUGAACUCACACAAGAGCGUCUUUGUGCCCACCUACGACGAGGGCAUUCGACGUGUGCGCACAUCGAAGGGCAAGUAUGCCCUGCUGGUCGAGUCGCCCAAAAAUGAAUACGUGAAUGCCAGGGAGCCGUGCGAUACAAUGAAAGUGGGUCCCAACAUGGACACAAAAGGAUUUGGCAUUGCCACGCCAUUGGGUUCAGCGCUCAAAGAUCCCAUCAAUAUGGCUGUGCUGACACUGACCGAGAACGGGGACUUGAUCAAAUUGCGCGAGAAAUGGUGGUACGACAAGACCGAGUGCAGCCUGAACAAGGAUAAUCAGGAAGCGUCGCAUAAUGAGCUGACGCUAAGCAAUGUGGCCGGCAUAUUCUAUAUACUGAUCGGCGGUCUCAUGGUCUCCGUGUUUGUGGCAAUUAUUGAGUUUUGCUUCCGCAGCAAGGCAAACAGUUCCGGCUCAUCGCUUGGGGGCGGCGGCAGUGCGAGCAAGAGCAACGGCUCCAUGAUGCUGGGGCCGGCAAACAUUGGACCGGGCGGAGUGGCGUCGACACAUCAAAGGAACGCGAUGACUGACAGCAUGCAUGCCAAGGCCAAAUUGACCAUUCAAGCGAGUCGCGAUUACGAUAACGGACGUGUGGGGUAUCUCAAUUGCACAUCCCUACAGUAUUAUCCCCCGGCGCCCUCCGAUGCCAACGAAGCUCUGCACAUGAAUGCCCAUGGUCAGGUUUGACACGAACACGUGCAGGAGUCGCGUCUCUGACGCACACCCUGCGCGCCAACCAUACGACGAAUAAUGGCCAACAGUCGCCAGGAGACGGAGAAGAUGCUCGCCGGCGGCAGCAUCAUCAAUGGCAGCAGCCACGAUGGCAGCAGCCUGACGCACUCGCCGGCCAAUGGACAGAACCCCGGCCACACACAGACGCUAAUGCGGCACUCGCCGGACAUUAAGAAGCAUCCACAUACGCAUCCACAUCCCUACGACAAGUAAGUUGAAGAACGUAGUUGUAACACAUAAGAGAAGUCUAGCUAAUAAGUGCCAAAACAAAUGAAAUGCCGCAACUUUGAGCCGCAGUCAACACACAUAGUACUUUUAAAUCAAUCAAGCGAUACAAUUAAAAGGAAUUAAAAAUGAAUUGCAUUGCGAGGCGAAGCGAAUCAUAUUGAAUUAAAUGUAUCGUAUAACUUGUAAUUGAAUACUGUAUGCAAUUAUAUUAUUUUUUAAUAAGUGCAAAAAGCAUUUUUUAAUAAAUUUGUACUCAAAGCUCGCGGCAGCGAAUCGAGGCAACAGUUACGCACAAAAGUAUGCAACGUUAUUUAUGUGUGGCCAGAUGCAAAUGCAAUUGCAAUGUGUUAGUCCUGUCAGCAAUGCGAAGUGAAUGGCAUAAAUUAUUGCAUUAUUGUUAAUAGUCUAGAUGGGGAGAAUCCUUAAAUACUAUUUAUAGUGUGCGUGUGUAUGUGUGUGUGUGUGUGUGUGUGUGUGCAUUGCAAUUCAUUGCAUUCAAAUGACUGAUUAAUAUUUUUAAUAAACAAACAAAAGUAUAAAAAUUGCGUAAACUGAAUGGGAGAAAGAGAAACGGGGACAUAGCUGAAAGUGUUCAUAAUGUCUCGUAAUGAAAUUUGUAUGCGCAUUUGUUGUUGCAUAUUUGUUUAUAAUUAAAUUACAGAAAAUACAUAGCGAUAACUAAUGAAUACCACGAGAAGCGCCAAGCGGGGGGCUUAAUAAAAAUAUUGUAAUAAAUUAAUUGGCGCAAAGAAAACAAUUUAAAUUGUUGUCAAAACUCAACAGAAAAACAAAAUAUGAAGCAAAAAGCAAAAAAAAAAAGAAAAAAAUGACGACAGGUCAGCAAAAAUUUAAUUAAAUUCAUUUUAAUUGAAAUCGUUUUGAUUUGAUUUCCCAUACAAAUUCAUAGAGGAGGACAUCAAAUUGUUUUGCUAACAAUAAAUUGACAAUCUAUUAUGUGGCGAGCUCAACUAAAAUGUUAAUUUAAUGAACAACUCAAUUUUUGUCUGAAUUAACAAUUAAUUGAAUAAUUUAUGACGCAAAAAUCACAACUCAAAACUCAACAGCUUAGCGUAGAAAAUGUUCAGAGCAACAUUAUUUAUAACUAACUCGAAAAACAAAUGAAACCUGUAUAAAUGAAUUAAAGGUCCGAGGCAUGCAAAUAGUGUUAGAUAAAUUUUACAUUAAUAUUUAUAUGUGCGUGUCGCUGUCAUUAGUGUAAAUAGAUUCAUUAUAAUCAAUAAUAGUUGCAAAAAAAAAAAAACAAAAAAAAAAAUACCAUUACAUUGUUUAA
This is a messenger RNA of Drosophila albomicans, 5414 nucleotides long. RefSeq names its product glutamate receptor 1 (gene GluRIB). The transcript has 17 exons. Gene Ontology annotation, cellular component: postsynaptic membrane; plasma membrane. NCBI's taxonomy places the organism in Eukaryota, Metazoa, Arthropoda, Insecta, Diptera, Drosophilidae. The record is from RefSeq and is a predicted model, not a curated record. Gene Ontology annotation, molecular function: glutamate-gated receptor activity; transmitter-gated monoatomic ion channel activity involved in regulation of postsynaptic membrane potential. Gene Ontology annotation, biological process: modulation of chemical synaptic transmission; synaptic transmission, glutamatergic. Bases 638 to 3850 code for a protein of 1070 amino acids.